Venustampulla echinocandica is the source of this 831-nucleotide messenger RNA. RefSeq lists its product as uncharacterized. The record is from RefSeq and is a predicted model, not a curated record. Lineage: Eukaryota; Fungi; Ascomycota; Leotiomycetes; Helotiales; Pleuroascaceae. The transcript has 2 exons. The coding region runs from base 1 to 831 and encodes 276 amino acids.
AUGGAGUUCAAUGUCGAAGGCAAUCCCCGAGCCCCGUCCAUAGCCAACCAGGACCCGAUGGCCCUCAAAAGUAUUCUGAACCCAGUCAUCAAAGACGAGGCGAAUCCCAGCGAGGCGAAUUCCAGCGAGGCGGGGUCUUUUGAUGAGUCCAUCAACCGCCUGGCAAUCUCGAUCAAUUUCCAGACAACUCAAGACAACAGCCGCGCCCGAGAUGGACAGAGCUACCAGCUAUCGAGAUAUGUCAGCCUAAAUGAUCACAUGCCUCGUCGCGUCCAUUCUCAAAUCGGCCAUCGUCAUCCGCGCUGCCUGCACGAUGCUCGCUCACUAAGCCGUCGUUGUCAGAUCCGACGAGAGCGUUCGCCUACAGAUCGUAGACCGAGAGGGCCCAACGCCAACAAGGAGUACACCCGUGAGCAAACUGAUUGGAUCCGCUACAUGAAAGAAGACUGUAACGUGGGGUGGAAAUUCCACGCGUCGAAAUUUGCUCAGCAGUUCCCAGACGUGCGGGAAACUAACCAGGGCUUCUCGUCUCGGUACUACCGAGAUAACACUGUGCCACGACCUGAUGAGAAUUGGAAUACAAUCAUCGGAAAGGAUGGCAAAGCGGAACUUAUUAUUGCCUCUGUCCGGAGCAGGUCGACACCAGAAGGCAGGGCCCUUGACAUUCCUUACACUCUUAUUGAAAAACAUCCGGAGCGUGCCCUCCAGUAUAGCUGGGUGAGCGAGGAGCAUAAGGCGGAGGCUAGGAGAAUCGAGCUGGGGCUCGCAAGCAAGGGUAACAAGGCGAAGUGGCGCGCCCUCAUCCGUCGGGUUGAGGCUGAGGGUCUCUGA